AUGCCUGGUGAUGUGGAGAGUAAUGCUAGGCAGCAGAAUGGGUCUGGCAGCGAAGGCGUGAGGAGGAGGCAUUCGGGUCAGCAUGACGAGUCACUUGUGGUGGCUAAUUCUGAACACGAUGGUGUGCAGAUGGGUACAAAUGUCGUGCAGGCUGAGCCGCAGCGUGUGCGGUUCUCCGUGGACACUGCACGGCCGAAGAAGAGGAAGAGCGACGAGAUGUCGCGGGAUGGUAUGGAAGGAUCGAGCGAGCGACGUGGGAGCGAGCCAGCAGUGAGCAUCAAUGCGAGAGCGGCGAAUAUAAUGUCCAGCAGCAGUGUGCCGGCGCAGCCUAUCGCAGGUGGUCCUCGAAGUACGGGAUCACCAAGCUCACCCUCUGGACGCGUACCUUCAGCCUCGCCACCAGCACGAUCCAGAAGUCGAGGACUAUCUAUGAGGAGUUCAUUGUUCGCCCGCAACUUGGAUCGCAAAGCAUUCAACGACGAUUCUAUCAUGGAGAUGCAACCAGUCGGUCCUGUCGACGGUACCACGGACAGACCACAAACGACGAAAAAGGGUAACCAACCAUCUGUGACUGUCUCAACCAUCGCUGAGGCCGCACCACCUCGCCCACCAUCCUUCACGGCGUCAUUGCCUUCCUUUCAUAAAGUCGGUCACGCAGCAAGUGCUCUCCCGAACUACCAGGCCUGGAUGCAGCACAAAGCUCGAAGACAUCUACCAUUGAAGCGCAUGUCGCAAUGGUAUUCGAAGACUCGCCAAGCUGUCUUGCGAGCGCAGGAGACUCCGCCUUCGAAAGAUGAACGGCAUAUCGUGCUCGAUCCGACCGUCAGCGAACCAUUAAUGGACGAGCGGACUAGCAAACCUCACAUCAGCAACACUAUAAGAUCGUCAAAGUACACACCUUGGAACUUUGUGCCCAGACAGCUGUUUGCUCAGUUCUCCAAGAUCGCAAACUUCUACUUUCUCACCAUAGCGAUUCUCCAGAUGAUACCUGGCCUGUCAACAACUGGAACAUAUACGACGAUUGUACCAUUGCUUUUCUUCGUGGCGAUAUCAAUGGGCAAGGAGGGCUAUGAGGAUUUCCGGCGGCAUAGACUGGACAAGCUGGAGAACAACAGUGAGGCCAAAGUAUUACGUGCCCACGACGCAGUACAAGGAGGGCACAAGGAGCAGGCCGGCAGGGGUCUGCAUUGGGCUUCCGUCAAGUGGCACAAUCUACGAGUGGGUGAUGUCAUCAAGUUGGUACGCGACGACCCUUCUCCGGCAGAUAUUGUGCUGCUUCGAAGUACGGGAUCGAACAGUCUGGCGUAUAUCGAGACAAUGGCGCUGGACGGUGAGACGAACCUCAAGCCCAAGUCACCAUCGGCCGCACUUGUAACAGCGUACACGAGUACCGAGUCAGUAGCGGCUGGUGGUGCGCAUUUCGUCGUCGAAGACCCUAAUCUCGACCUGUACAACUUCGAUGGCAAGGUCACGAUCAACGGCGAGACUGCGCCUCUGACCAACAACGAGAUUAUAUAUCGCGGAAGUGUACUGCGCAAUACUCCUGAGAUCUGGGGCAUGGUCACUCACUCUGGCGAAGAAUGCAAGAUCCGUAUGAAUUCGAACAAGAAUCCGCGCAUCAAGGCCCCUUCUCUGCAGGCGAAGGUCAACAAAGUGGUUAUGGUCAUUGUCUGCUUCGUCAUCUUCUUGGCGCUGUACAACACUAUUGCAUACGAAGUCUGGGCCGCCGACACGGAGACUGAGGCUUGGUAUCUCAAACGUGCUCGUGUGCCUUUUGGUCAUGUUUUGGUCAGCUUCGUGAUCAUGUUCAACACCAUGAUUCCAUUGUCGUUGUACGUCAGUAUGGAGAUCAUCAAAGUGGCGCAGAUGGCGCUACUCAACAGUGAUAUCGACAUGUACGACGAGGUCAGCAAUACGCCACUGGAAGCAAAGACAUCGACUAUCAACGAGGAACUCGGACAAGUGUCAUACGUGUUCUCUGACAAGACGGGCACUCUGACAGAGAACGUGAUGCGCUUCCGCAAGCUGAGCGUUGCUGGUACUGCAUGGCUGCAUGAUGCCGAUUUGAAGGGUGAUUCUGCCAGCGACGAGAUGCUGCUGCACAAGAAGCGGAAGCCGAAAGCCAAGGGUAAAGGCAAGGAGCCACUACGUCGCAUGUCUACGAAGUCCAACUCCGUUGCGGAUGGCGAAGAUCUUCGACCCGGUAGCGAGGUUGACCUUCCCCGAAAGUCGACUCAAUGGGCCUCUCCAGGUACAGAUGCAACUGUCCAGCAACAAAUGUCCACGGCUGAGAUGAUCCAUUUUGUGCAAAGGCGACCGAACACCAGUUUCGCGCAGAAGGCCAAGCUUAUGGUCUUGUCGAUGGCACUAUGCCAUACAUGCUUACCUGAACGGAUAGAAGGCGACGACGAGGAUGUCUCGUACCAGGCUUCUUCACCAGAUGAGUCGGCUCUUGUGCAAGCUGCCAAAGACUUGGGUUAUGUGGCUUGGGAACGUGAUGUCUCGGCUUUGACCUUGAAGACCUACCCAAAUGGACAGAAUGCGGACCCUGCAUAUGAAGUCUUCGAAGUACUGGACGUGAUCGAGUUCUCGAGCAAGCGUAAGCGGAUGUCGGUCGUUGUACGCUUCCCGGACGGUCGCAUCUGCUUGAUGUGCAAGGGAGCAGACUCGGUCCUGAUGCAGCGACUGCGUCUAGCGAACCUGGCAAACCAAAAGAUGGCUGAAGUGGAAGCUCGUAAUGACGAGCGCCGGAGCAUGGAAGUUCAAGAGGUCCUUCGCCGCAAGAGCAGCGUAGGUAGCUUUCCGAGGUCUAGCGCGCAGCUCUCCAGAACAUCGGUAUCUCGACCCAGCAUCGGUAGACUUGAGCCGAUCAGAGAUAACAUCGAUGGUUGGCUAUCUCAUCGCGAGCAGGAUGUGGCGUCGCUAAGGGUAGAUGAUAGGCAUUACUCGCCACGACCGUCUGCGCAGCUCGGUCGACCGUCAGCCUCUGAGCGUGCUGGGUCUGUGCAGACUGACAUGGACGACGAGGAUCUUGUCGAGGAGUCUCUGGCCUCCAAUGAAGCGGCAGUAAUCGAGAGAUGCUUUCAACAUAUCAAUGACUUCGCUUGUGAAGGGCUGCGAACAUUACUCUAUGGCCAUCGCUUUCUCAACCAGGACGAUUAUCGAGGCUGGAAGAAGGUCUAUCAAGAAGCGACCACUUCUCUCGUGGACCGACAGAAGCGCAUUGAACAAGCUGGGGAAAUGAUUGAACAGGAGCUGGAACUAGGAGGCGCCACUGCAAUCGAAGACAAGCUGCAGAAGGGUGUCCCAGAGACUAUCGAUCGUCUGCGACGUGCUGGAAUACACACGUGGAUGCUGACUGGCGAUAAGAGGGAGACUGCUAUCAAUAUUGGUCACUCUUGUCGUCUGAUCAAGGACUACUCAAUUGUCACGAUCCUUGACUGGGAGGAUCGUGAUGUGGAGCAGCGCAUCGCUUCUUCUAUACUUGCCAUACAAGGUGGAGGCGUAGCCCACUCUGUCGUUGUGAUCGACGGACAGACACUGAGUACUAUCGAAUUGGAUAAAGCACUUCACAUACUAUUUCUGGAUCUGGCUAUACUGGCGGACUCGGUGAUCUGUUGUCGUGCCUCGCCGAGCCAGAAAGCUGGUCUUGUACAUGCUAUCCGAAAGCGUGUCAGCCAUAGCGUCACACUUGCUAUAGGUGAUGGUGCCAACGAUAUUGCCAUGAUCCAAGAGGCACAUGUUGGUAUUGGCAUCACUGGCAAGGAAGGCGUACAGGCCGCAAGAGUCUCGGACUAUUCCAUUGCACAAUUCAGAUUCUUGACCAAGCUACUUCUGGUCCACGGGCGCUGGAACUAUGUACGGACUUGCAAGUACAUCGUUUGCACUUUCUAUAAGGAAAUGCUUUUCUACUUGACCCAGGCACUUUUUCAGCACCAAGCUGGCUACACUGGCACAUCGCUAUAUGAGUCGUGGUCGCUCUCCAUGUUUAACACUCUGUUCACAUCGCUAGUCGUCAUCUUCCUAGGCAUCUUCGAGCAAGAUCUGCGAGCUCCUACACUCAUCGCCGUACCCGAGCUAUACAACAAAGGACAAAGAUCAGCUGGAUUCAACCUUAGAGUCUACGCGGGCUGGAUGUUCAUGGCAGUCGCCGAGGCCACGAUCAUCUACUUCACAAUGCAAGGCUUGUACGCUCAAGCCAAGUUCACGCUAGACGACUCUCUUUAUCCACUUGGCGACAUGACCUUUACAGCUUGUGUCGUGGUCAUUGCGACGAAGCUCCAGGUCAUUGAGCAGAGGUAUCGUACCUACAUGGCAAUAAUUGGCUGGGUCCUCGCUGUCGGAGGUUGGGCUUUGUGGAACAUCAUUCUGGCCGUCACGUAUCACAACGCCAAGAAUCCAGAGUACUUUGUCAAAGGUGGUUUGUUCCAUGGCUUCGGCCGAAGUGCUUUGUGGUGGCUGACAUUGCUCGUCGCGGUCAUGGCGCCACUGGCGUUCCAAGUCGCUAUUCGCGCCCUCAAGAAUGCUUUCUUCCCUACCGACGUCGAAAUCUUUCAGGUGCUCGAAGGCGACUUGAGUAUUCGCAAACGCUUCGAGGAAGCUAGUGCGCCGUGGCUACAAGCCGGAUGGCGUCGUGGGACUAAGAAGAGUAGCGUCGAGCUGCAACGUGAAGCAGAGCUCCAGGCGAAGCGUGAGGGUGAGGUGCAGGACUUACUCAACCGGCCGCGUGUCAUGGAGGAGGGGAAGAAUAGCAUGCGUGUUGAUACGGAAGAAAUGACCAUCAUUGUUGAUGAUGGAGCUGCACGGCCCAGUACUGAUAUCAGAGAGAUGCUAUCGAGAGGCUAUGGAAAGGUAACAAACGAUGACGGCCCUCCUUCCACGGAGAGCUCGCCAUACAUCCUGCCGUUCGUACGAACAUUGGAAGAAGCCGGCCACACCGUCUCUGUCAUCGUACCAGAUACCCAGCGCUCUUGGAUAGGAAAAGCCCACAUCGUCGGUCAAGACGUCCAAGCCUCGCACUACUGGCCUCCUCGCUCAAACCCAGACGUGCACUCCGCCACCGCAUCGUCACCACCCAAGGACGACAAGAAUACCCAAUCCUGGGUCCUCGUGAACUCCACACCAGCCUCCUGCGCUCAAUUGGGUCUCAGCCAAUUCUUCUUUCAAGAUCGUGCACCUAUAGACCUCGUCAUUAGCGGACCGAAUUACGGCCGCAACACAACAGCCGUCUUUGCCCUUUCUUCAGGAACCCUAGGAGCAGCGCUCGAAAGCUCAGUCUGCGGGUACAAAUCCAUCGCCCUCUCUUUCGCUUUCUUCGACCGCAACACAGCCUCUGAUAUCGUGAAUGAGGCAUGUGAGCAAAGUGUGAAGGUGUGCGAGUACCUUGCUUCCAAAGCAGAGUGGGGUGGCGGAAGACUGUACUCGGUCAACGUGCCAUUGCAGAAAGGUGUGAAGGGGAGGAAGGUACAGUGGACGACUAUGCUCCAGAAUGAGUGGCGGAAGGGAGCGUGCUUCCAGGAACUGCCAGCGGCAAGUGCCGUUGAUGGAGCAGAGGCUGAGGAGGCGAAGUUGAGAAGGCAGGAGAGCAAUGAUGGGAGUGCUAAUGGCAAGGAGGCGUCCGGCAGCGACAAAUGGCAGAAUAGACAUUUCAAGUGGGCGCCUAGGUUCACGGACGUUUACGACGCUGUUCUGGAAGCAGGACCGGGCUCUGAUGGGUGGGCAGUGAAGGAGGGUGAGACGAGUAUCACGGCUAUACGAGCUAAUUUCAUGCAUGCUGGGCCGUCUGAGGGCGAGGUAAAGCUAUGA
Recurvomyces mirabilis is the source of this 5805-nucleotide messenger RNA. Its product is annotated as drs2 neo1 protein. The record is from RefSeq and is a predicted model, not a curated record. Gene Ontology annotation, biological process: post-Golgi vesicle-mediated transport; endocytic recycling; phospholipid translocation. NCBI's taxonomy places the organism in Eukaryota, Fungi, Ascomycota, Dothideomycetes, Mycosphaerellales, Teratosphaeriaceae. Gene Ontology annotation, cellular component: plasma membrane. Gene Ontology annotation, molecular function: ATP hydrolysis activity; ATP binding; magnesium ion binding. The transcript has 2 exons. Bases 1 to 5805 code for a protein of 1934 amino acids.